GUUGGCACAUAUACUCACACAAACAUAGAGUUUGGACUAAGUUUUCAUUUGGUAAACAAAAAUAAAAUGGAUUUUAUUGACGAUUUCAUAGAGGAAUAUAAAGUCAAUGCGUGCUUAUGGAAAGCAGAUUCUGUGGACUUUAGAAACAGGAGCAAGAGGCAGGAAGCUUACAUGAAGCUAAUAGAAGUGGCCACCAAGCAUGGAGAGAUUUACAAUGUGGAAAGAACAAAGCAAAAGAUAAACAAUCUGCGGUGUGCAUUUCGUCAUCAAUUAAGAAAAUGCAAUGAAAUUAAAAAGAAAGGCGAGAAAUUUGAGCCCUACUGUCCCAAGCGGCGAUAUUUCGAGUCCUUAAUGUUUCUAAAGGACGAAGAGAUUCCUGAUAAAAAGUCAAAGCGUCAUGAUAACCCACCGCUGCAGCAGCAAUUUUCCGAGAGCGCUGUAACUUUAAUCACGGCGGAAAACUGUGAAGAACUCUCCGAUGCAGAGAGUCUGACAAAGCCGCACAAAGCGGAUAAUCAAAAGUUAUCACCCAAAAACUGUGCAACCGAAUACUGUGGCAAUUUGUUCGAGGACGCAUCUGCUGCAUGCGCUGCUGACCCCAUUAUCAGUAUUCAAACAGUCAACGCCAACAACAACAACAACCAUGGUUCAGGGGCUACCAUCAAGGAGGUGGAAAUCGUCAUGACAUCGGCGGACAGCAGACUUAUCUCGGAACGAAGAAAGUCCCUACCCGAUAAUCCCAAACAAAUAGGGGAUGCCGAGCAGGUGAGGCCAGUGGUGGCCGCUAUCCAACAGAAACAGAACAAAAUUAACCGAAAGCGCUCAUCUUCGCUAUCAUCGCAACUAUCCGAAGAUAAUGAAGUAGUUCCCGCUGCCAAGUUUCGUGCGGAUAUAUCUACAAUCGAUUUCGAGCGGCUGUUCUCGCUAGCACUCAAAAGUGCUGACCACCAGCUCGACGACCACUUUUCGAAUUUCGGGAAAAUCAUUGCCCACAAGCUGCGUUCCAUGGAAGCCACCCAAGCUAUAUAUGCGGAGAAAAUAAUCGCCGAUGUUCUCUAUCAGGGGCAGAUGAAAAUGCUCUCCACAUUGAGUAUACACCAGUUCUUGGGCGUAGAUAAUGCAACAGUUUAUGUUGAUAGUCACAGUAAAUAAUUAAUUGUCUGUAAAUGCAUAUACAUAUGUAGAUUUUAUAUAAUAAUAAG
Molecule: messenger RNA, 1202 nt
Organism: Drosophila obscura
Lineage: Eukaryota; Metazoa; Arthropoda; Insecta; Diptera; Drosophilidae
Exons: 1
Coding region: 67-1152 (361 amino acids)
Source: RefSeq, a predicted model, not a curated record